Messenger RNA from Acanthoscelides obtectus, 6154 nucleotides. NCBI's taxonomy places the organism in Eukaryota, Metazoa, Arthropoda, Insecta, Coleoptera, Chrysomelidae. The record is from the annotation of a GenBank genome assembly.
GACGCAAGGAGUGGGAGCUGGAAAGGGGCGUGGCUGUACCACCCGGCCGUACCGUAUCGCAGCAGCGAGGUACCGCACUCACACGCAUCAGUCUCUCGGCAACCGUCGGCUCAGCGGAAUGUCUAUGCAUUCACAGCUCCGUGCAGAGCUCUCUCUUCCGUUUAGCUACUUUUUUUUAGUAGUGGUGUUCACUAUAGGGUUCUUGAUUGUGUCUCAGUGGUGCUUUAGUGCUCUGACGUGGGUGUCAAGUGUCUCCAAAGUGGAAAUUAUUAUUUAUCAUUUUGUUCUACAAAGUAAUAAUGACAAUAAUAAUAAUUUUGUAAGCACGCUAAACAUUUGCUACACAAGAAUCAUGAUCUAAAAUCAAAAACUUUUUUAAUAACAUCCUUAAAGUGUAAGUAUCAAUACUUCUUUUCCACGAAGCAGCCUUAUUUUUUGUACCUGUCCAUGAUUCUAUUGUGUUUGUGUUCUGUGCCUCAUUCUUUUUCUCUUCUGACUGUGCUCCCUGUGGCUCAGGAUCUGAGACUAUUUCUUAACCUCUCCGGGUCUCCGGUAUUUUGUUUAUGUUUAAAGAAUUGUGGAUUAGAGGUAUUUGGGUAAUCAGUUUUUGAGAGAAUUAUCCUUCUUGAUACAUCGCGUAUUUUAGUCUAUUCUGAAGUUCUUCCAAUAUUAGGCAAGCAAUCUAGUACUAGUAUGAAGCCAAAAACUGAUUUGGAAUCAGACGAUAAGCCUUUCAUAAAAUCGGAAGAAACCUAUCCUGACUAUGUAGCAGAUUGCGAUAGUAUCAUGAACCAGAAUGGAGUUAACCAGCUAAAACUAGAGAAUCAGUUAGUAGUUGAAGUUAAAUCUGAAGAACCAACUGUGAACAGUACAAAGUUAGAAAAUGGGAUGAAUGAAGAAUUUGACAUCAAAUCUGAAUACGAUGAAGAUGCCUUAUCUGUUUUAAAAUGGGAUAGGAUUAAAGUUGAAGACAUUUUGGAGCCUGGGAUUGAAGCUGACUGGACGCCAGAUACAGUUAACCAGAUGAAAAUGGGGUUUCAAAAACUGGAGGAAAAAACACAUAUUGUCAGCACAAAUUUUGCAAACACGGACGCAUUAGGGCUGCAUGAAGAAUUUGACGUCAAAACUGAGUGCGACCAAAAGGACAGACAUGAUUCAGCGACCAAUAGCGCACAAAUAAAGGGAAGGUGGAAAAGGGAACAAACAUGUUCACAUAUGGAAGAAGGAAAAAAGUUGCCAAGCUGCUAUAUUUGUGAUUAUAUGAGCCAUUGUAAAAAGGGUUUGAUCGAUCAUAUCAAAAGCAACAAUUCUCACUUAGGGUCCAAUUUAGAAAAAUCAUGGUCCGUUUUCAAAAAAAAGGAUCGACUAGAUAAGUGUUGGUGUACCAAAUGUAGUGAGGUGUUCAAAACCAAAAGGUUACUAGAUAGUCAUGUUAUUAGGAAGCAUGCCGAAUCUAUUGCAUUAAUUUCAUCUAAAAUACAUGAAUGUACGUUAUGUGAUUUCAAAACCGUUCAUAAAAGUCACAUAACCAGACAUAUGUUGAGACAUGCUGCUGUUUCUGACCUGCACAUUUGCAAACAUUGUAGUGCGUCAUUCAAAAGAGAGCAUUCGCUCUUUGACCAUAUUCUAAAGAAACAUCCCAGCUUCAGCAGGACAAUUUGUAGUAAGAUAUAUGAAUGUAUGCAUUGUGCGCUCAAGAGAACCACUAGAAAUAAUUUCAUAAAGCACGUGGCAAAACAUGAUGCUCGAAAGACUUUUAAGUGUCUAGACUGUGAUGCUUCAUUCAAAGAUAAACUACGUUUAGAGAACCACAUUCUACAGAAACAUUCUGAGUUUGCUGUAUCUGUAUCGUCCAAGGUUCAUGAAUGUACACAUUGUGAAUUCAAAACUACAUACGCUCGCAGUUUAGCUGUACAUAUGAUGAAGCAUACUGGAGCUAAGUACACUUGUAUAAACUGUGAUGCACAAUUUAGAACCAAACCAGGGUUAGACAACCACAUUUUGCAGAAACAUUGCGAGUCAUCUGCUUCUGUGUCUAGUAAGAUACAUACAUGUAAACACUGCGAAUAUAAAACAACACACCUGCAGCAAUUAACUACUCAUAUGAUGAAACAUACUGGAGUUAAGCUCACGUGUACAAAGUGUGAUGCAGCAUUUACAACUAAACAAUGUUUAGACAACCAUACUUUACAGAAGCAUCCUGAGUUUACUGCUACUGUGUCUCAUAAGAUACACGAAUGUAUGCAUUGUGAAUAUAGAACAACACACAUGCAAAGAUUAAACAUGCAUAUGAUGAAACAUACUGGAGCUAAGCUCGGGUGUACAAAAUGUGAUGCGUCAUUUAUUAAGAAGCUGUCAUUAGACAACCAUAUUUUGCAGAAACAUCCUGAAUUUAUAUCAUCUAUAUCUCAUAAGAUACAUAAAUGUACACAUUGUGAAUAUAAAACUACACACGGGUACUCUUUAGCUACGCAUUUGAGAAAACAUACUGCAGCUAACCUCACGUGUACAAAGUGUGAUGCGUCAUUUACAGGCAAACAAUCGUUAGAUAAUCAUACUUUACAGAAACAUCCUGAGUCUACUGCAUCUGUAUCCAGUAAAAUACAUCAAUGUAUACAUUGCGAAUUCAAAACGACACAAAAAGGCAAAUUUACUAAUCAUGUGAGGAAACAUUCACAGUCAUAGUCAUAAAUAUCGCAUAAAAAUCACGAAAGAUGACUAUUACGUCAUACCAUAAAUUGUACUGAAGUAAUCAAUGCACGUACGUCGAUGAUAAAUAAUCACGAUUUCAGGAACAUAAUGACAACAAAUAUAUAUUAUGAUUUUGCGAAGUUAGGUUAUUUCACUGAUUAUUUAUAUUUUCAUUUUAUUUAAUGGUUUUGAGUGAUGCCUUAAUAAUAAUUUUAGUGGCGAGCUUUUGUUUUGAAAAAAAAAAACAGUUAUGAGUAGAACACGAAAGACCAAAGCAUUAUUAGAAAACAACCUAACCUGCUUUAACAUAACCUAACUACUCGUCUUUCAAAUAUGAUCGAUCAUGCAACAUGGAAACAUCAUCUAUCUUUGUCGGAUAUAUGCAAAUUAGCAAUACACUUUGUUUAGACAAUAAAAUUCUGUACGUCUCUGUCUAACCUAUCUAAAACUUCAUUUAAAAUAUUCACAUGUCGCUGUCGUUUGUCUUUACUACAAACUAAAAUGAUGACGUAAUCUUCAUCUUUCGUGAUUUCGACUAUAUGCCCUUUUAAAACAACUAAAUGGUAUUUUAAGUUCUUAUUGAGGCAAAUUAUAAAUGUUUUACCUAUGCACAAGGGUUUCGUUCUGCGGGAUUAUUUCAUUUAUUUGCAGAUAUUAUAGUCCAACUUCUUGAAAUGUAAUUUUUGGCAUGUGUAAAUUCUGGGAAAUAAAUUAUCUAUCUAUUUAAUGUAAAAUUGCUAUUCUGUGCUUAAUGAAAUUAUGACGCAUAUCAGUGAAGACCGUUAAAGUAGAAUGGAUUUCUGUUUCAGUGCACAAAUAAAGAAAAAGCGGAAAAGGAAAACAUAUUCACAGAUCGAAGAAGGAAAAAUGUUGCUAAGUUGCUACGUUUGUAAUUAUACAAGCUAUUGUAAAAAGCGUUUGAUCGUUCAUAUCAAAAGGAACAAUUGUUACUUAGGAUCUAAUUUGGAAAAAUCACGGUCCAUUUCCCAGAAACAGUUUCGACUAAAUACGAGUAAGUUUUGUUGUACCAAAUGUAAUCAGGUGUUCAAAAGCAAAAUAUUACUAGAUAAUCACGGAAUUAGAAAGCAUGUCGAAUCUAUUCAAUCAAUUUCAUCUAAAAUACAUAAAUGUACGAUAUGUGAUUUCAAAACCGCCUAUAAAUGUCAUUUAACCAGACAUAUGUUAACACACACACAACAUAAUGCUUUUUCUCCUGUGCACAUUUGCGAGUAUUAUCAUUCAAAACAAAGCAAUCGCUCUUUGACCAUAUUUUAAAAAAACAUCCCAACCUCAGCAGGACAGUUUCUAGUAAGAUAUAUGAAUGUAUAUAUUGUGCACUAAAAACAACCUAUAGGAGUAGUUUUAUGAAGCACAUGGCAAAGCACAAUACAACAACACAAAAGACUUUUGAGUGUUUAAACUGUGAUGCUUCAUUCAAAACUAAACUGGGUUUAGGCAAACAUAUUUUACAGAAUCAUUCUUACUUUGCGGCAUCUGUAUCUUCUAGGAUCUAUGAAUGCACGCAUUGUGAAUAUAAAACAACAUAUGUGCAGAAUUUAAGCAUGCAUAUGAUGAAACAUUUCGGAACGAAGUUCACGUGUACACAGUGUGAUGCGUCGUUUAUGAAGAAAGUUUCGUUGAAAAAUCACAUUUUUCAGAAACAUCCCGAGUCUACCGCUUCUAUGACGUCUAAGAUACAUCAAUGUAUAAAUUGUGAUUAUAAAACUACAUAUGGGCAGCAUUUCGCUUUGCAUGUGAUGAAACAUACUAAAGUUAAGCUCAGUUGUACAAAGUGUGAUGUGUUAUUUACAUCCAAAUGCGGCUUAGAUAACCACAUUUUGCAGAAACAUACUGAAUCUACUGGUUCUGUGACUAGGAAGAUACAUGAAUGUACACAUUGUGAAUAUAAAACUACAUACGCGCAGUAUUUAGCUAACCACAUCAUGAAACAUACUGGAGCUAAGCUCGCGUGUACAAAGUGUGAUGCUUCAUUUACAGGCAAACAAUCGUUAGAUAAUCAUACUUUACAGGAACAUCCUGAGUGUUCUGCAUCUGUAUCCAGUAAAAUACAUCAAUGUAUACAUUGCGAAUUCAAAACGACACACAAAGGCAAAUUUACUAAUCAUGUGAGGAAACAUUCACAGUCAUAGUCAUAAAUAUAAGUAUUGUUACUUUUACUGAUGAGUUAUUAUGAGCACGCACAAGAAACUAAAAAAAUCUGGUUGAGAUCACAUUUCACUCAAUGCGUCAAAUUGUAAGUUGUUUAGAUAACCACUCUUUACGAAGCAUCCUGAGUUUACUUCUUCUGUGUCUUGUGAGAUCUGCGAAUAUUGUAACGUGACAUUUAAAUGCAAAUCGACAUUUGAAGAUCACGUAAUAAAAAAACGUGCGGUUAUUAUUUCAUACAUGACAAACCGAGUGGUUACCAGUUGGAGAUUGAUAGAUAGAUUUUCUUUAUUUGCUUAAACAACACUUAUAUGUUUUAGAAUUGUCAGAUUAGAAUACAUUCCUUAUAAAAACGAACAAACAGAAUAAAGUUGAUCAUAGUUGUAGUCACCGCUCUUGGCGGGUCAAAGGAAGACUACCAGUAUCCAUUUAUACAUAUAUCUCCAUCUCCCUCAUACAUACACAUGCAACCUACCCCUGUAGUGUGUGAACGUUCGGUAAGCUCGAAGACAUACGUUUUUUUAUUGUCUCCGUCUCGAAAACUUUGUCGUUACGUAUGAGUGCUCUUCAAUCAAAUUUGUCAGAGAGACAACUUACUUGACAAUUUCAGUUGUCAGUUAUCAGUCUUCAAUAUGAAAUUGUACAAUGUCCGGAAAUACGAUCAAUGGAGAAGGCCGACAGCUCGUGCUAAAUCCAUUACAGUAUUCUCAGGAAGAGAAUGGAAACAGCGGUCCCCUGUGUUACCCACUUCAUGCGUACUGGUGAGAGUAGCAGAUGCGCUGAUCUGCUUACUUAUUUCAUAUGGCAUUGAUGACGUAACGCCAAGAACGGUGACUACAACUAUAUCUAAAAGCAUACCCAUUUUUAAUUCAUUAUUCUUUCCCUACCCUGGUUUGCUUAGUGAACCAACCUAUGCAACUACAAAGUGCUGGUAAGUAUUCAUUUAUAUCAAAAACAAAUAAUUCUUUAAUAGAUGUUAGAACAUUUUUUAGUUCAAUUCGAAACGUAUGAAAAGCAAGCAAUCUCAUCCUGAUUGGAAGGUGAUUGUACAGCCUUAUUGCCAUAGUUAUACAAGUCCCUGUUUCUGGUAUUAUGGGAGUGAGCAUCUUUUCAAAUUGGGCUGACGUAAUGUGUACGAGAGGGAGAAGCGGCCGAAAUGUAUGUUGGAAAGAGUGCGCCGAUGGCGUCCGUGACUCGUCAUCCGUCGCUAGCUCGCUAGGCAAUGAGGUGAUUCUCUUUCUAACACACGUAUUGCACGCUUCUCGUACCCAUACGUGUAGCUAGCAGAAACAUUUUA